This is a messenger RNA of Mus musculus (house mouse), 9221 nucleotides long. RefSeq names its product ATP synthase C subunit lysine N-methyltransferase (gene Atpsckmt). Gene Ontology annotation, molecular function: protein-lysine N-methyltransferase activity. The transcript has 5 exons. Gene Ontology annotation, cellular component: mitochondrion; mitochondrial membrane; mitochondrial crista. NCBI's taxonomy places the organism in Eukaryota, Metazoa, Chordata, Mammalia, Rodentia, Muridae. Gene Ontology annotation, biological process: positive regulation of sensory perception of pain; regulation of mitochondrial ATP synthesis coupled proton transport. The coding region runs from base 1340 to 1849 and encodes 169 amino acids. The record is from RefSeq and is a predicted model, not a curated record.
AACAACAAUAAUGACAAAAUAAUAGCAACAAAAACAAUAAUAAUAAUAAUAAUGAUAAUGCCUACUUCACAAGGUUGCUGGACGUGCCUGGUCGUCAGCACAUAGUAUUUGUCCUUAACUUCCCAGGUUACACAGAUCCUGGGCCUUCCCCGCGCGUGUACUGUAGGUGGAGACAAAGUAGCACCGGCUGGUGCUCAGAGUCUCUUGUUCUCAGCGUUUUGCUGUUAGAAAGAUACCCCGUAAGGGUAACUGCACGGUACGUCUGCCAGAAAUCACGAUUCAUUUUAUAAGCUCGGAUUUAUUUGUGACGAGUUUCCAGUCUCUCCACUCGUACCCCACAGAACAGAAACUGUCCCUGCCGUAUUGUCUGUUUUUAUUAGGUACUCAAAAUUAGAGUGCAUAUAACCUGUAUGACAGUAGGCUAGCUUUCAGGUCUGUGCUGUUACAUGACACAGAUUGACAUUAUGUCAGGACAAGGUUUUUAAAGUUAACACAAACAAGGUUUCAUUGUGACAUUUUCAUUCAUAUAUAUAUAUGUAAUUGUACCUUGCCAUUGACCUAUAAGCUGUCCUCAUUAUCCUCUCUCCUCCUGGUCUUCCCUCUCAACACAGCACACACACUUGUAUACAACAAGAUUCUGCAUCUGAGCGAAAACAUGAUGGUUCUGAGUCAUUAGUUUACAGUUGAAUAAAGCUCUGUGUGUAUGUACACCACACUGUAUCCAUUCCACUGUUGGUGGACAUCAAGCUAGGUUCAAGAAAGACUUCAAGGAUGGCACGGCAAGUAAAGGCGCUUGUUGCCAAGCCUGACCGCUUGUGCUAGGUCUCGGUCCCACGUGGUGCAGGAGCGAGCAGAUUCCCACGUGGGUCACAGACCGCCUUCCAGUCAGGCGGCUGCUCCGCUCCCACUCUUCUUGCUUGCACGGGCCCAGUGGUUCGAUGCUUUUGCCCUCAGUUCAGAUUCCUAGUUUCCUUUCCCCUGUAUUCCUUCAGAUGCUCAUACAUAGGCUGACACGUCUUUGCCUCAGUUGGUUUCUACAACUCAAAGGCCAGCUGGGAGACCCUGGAGACCGGGGCGUCAUUAUUGUCUACCUUCUGGCUUUGUGCAUGUGUCUACAGGAACGCCUGAGGAAGAAAGACAGGCGGGCCCUGUUCUUCCUACGAGUCUGGAAUCCGACAGUUCAAAGAGGACCAGUUGGGGAUUCUUGAUUACUGGGGUCGUUGGUGGUGCACUGCUGACAGUGUAUGCUGUGGCCACACCAUUCAUCACCCCGGCCCUCCGGAAAGUUUGUUUGCCAUUCGUGCCUGCAACUUCGAAGCAGGUUGAAAAUGUUGUCAGGAUGCUGCGACACAGAAGAGGACCCCUGGUGGACAUCGGCAGUGGCGAUGGGCGGAUUGUGAUUGCAGCUGCAAAGGAAGGCUUCCCAGCGGUGGGGUAUGAAUUGAAUCCAUGGCUGGUUUGGUACUCCAGAUAUCGUGCCUGGAGGGCAGGCGUGCAUGGCUCUGCCAAGUUUUAUAUUUCAGAUCUCUGGAAGGUCACCUUUGCACAGUACUCCAAUGUUGUCAUUUUUGGUGUGCCCCAGAUGAUGCCACAGCUGGAGAAGAAGCUUGAGCUGGAGCUGGAGGACGGAGCUCGAGUCAUUGCCUGUCGGUUCCCGUUCCCACGCUGGACUCCAGACCACACCACUGGAGAGGGCAUCGACACCGUGUGGGCCUAUGACAUGAGUGCUCAGAGAGGACGGGGAGGACGGCCGAAUCAGGAGUGGGUCGGCCAGAAGAACCUCUCGGAGACAGCAGGCCUGCAGGCCUCCUCAUCUGAGACACGGAGCAAGCUCCUUGACGUUGAGUGACAAGUCACCGCUGCUAAUCUUCCGUUCUUGAGAAAAUGAACAGAACUCAGAGAAGCAUUUAAGUUUAAGCUCUGCUGCUUUUUGAAGGGCAGUUUCACACGGCCUGGGGUGGCCUUGCACUUACUGAGCACGAUGACCCGGAACUUCUGAUCCUUCCACUUCUACCUGCCCAGUAAAAGGUGCUCCUAGUGGGACAUCCUGGAUAGGGUGCAUGAAGAUAUAAGUAAGGGACCGUCUGUCUGUGGGUCAGAAGGUAUCAUCUCAGCAGCAUGGUUUAAUGGCUCGGGUGAAGAGGGCAGGGCACUUAGGCAAACACCUGCAGUUUCCUGUGGUUUUGUCCAUGACUGAAUUUCUGUAGUGUGUAGCUAAAUUAAAUUUCUAAAGAGAGUGCCAUUUAGCUUUAUAACCGUGACAAGGAGUGUUUUACCCUGCGGCUGGUGGCUUACUCUACUGCAUUGAGUACGUACACGCACAACUGUGUGCAGAUGAGCUGUGUAACACGCACAUGCCUUAACUUUGGAGAAGUUGUGAUCAACUGCACAUGGCUCUAAGUGACAGCGCUGUGUAUUUUAGUGUCAUUGUGGCACUACAAUCUAAGUGGUAAUAUCUCAGAUCUGAUGAGGCUUUUCGGGAACAUCCUUGGCUCAGGGAGAAGAGAGAAGGUUUAACAGUGAGUGACUGAGCUCUGGCUGGGAUCUGUGUAUUGGUCAGUAAGGGUGAAUAGGGAGUGAGCUUUGGAAUCUGAGCAGAGUUCCUGUUCCCUGCAGGAGGCCUUGGACAGUGACUUAAUGUCUCUGAGCCCUGGUGUCUGCCACCAGGACAGUGACACACUGGACAUGGGUCUGGGGAUCAGUUUUUAAACCUAACCACACAGUCUUUGCUCUGCCAACAGUAUUUAUGCUUUAGACACUGUGGGAAAGGCUAUGCAGGGAAGUCACAAAUUAUUUCUGCUAGUUACUUCUCUUAUUUUAUGAGAUCAGCCAUUGAUUUAACAUUUCUCACUUACGAGAAAAGACUGAUUUAGAGGGAAGACAAGUUAGGGACGACCUUUGCGUGUGAGUAGACAGGCUUCAUAGAUCGGAAAAGUGAAUCCUGAGUGGUGGCAGCUCAGCUCAUGUGCUCUUGUCAGAGAAAAGAUGGGACUCCCCUCCCACAUCUGGGAUCUAAAUCCCACAGGUCCUAAUGGGACUUUCAUGUUAAAAGAUGGCUGAAUAUUUAGCUAAACUGAUGAAAACAGGGACAUUUGAUAUCUUCCUUGUAAGCAAGGACCAAUUGGGAUACAUGUAUUUCAUCGAUCAUUCAUGACACGUGAUGUCUGUUGAGGCUCUGCUGGUUUGUGAUGAGAAGACAUCACGGCCCCCAGCACUUGUGUAGAAUGUAGAAACAGCUCUCUGAAGAAAUAGAAGCUUUGUAUGUCUGUGAGGAGCACAUGGAAGGUGUAGGCAUUAAAUCAUUUGUCGACUGCUGCUCCCCUUAGCUCUCCUGGCCUCGGGCUUGCCUGUAAAGGCAGUUCUGUGUGGCUCUCACCUCCUGCUCUAGCUGCUGCUGAGAUAUUCCAGACACACUGAGAGGGGUCAGCCCUGCUCCUUGCCACACGGUGUGGUGAGGAGAUGUAGGGUCUUUGGGACCUUGGAGGUAUUUCACAGAUUUUUAUAUAUUUUUCUGAUGGGUUUGUAAAGGCAUCAAACCGUAGUCAUUUAUAACUUACCUUUCCCCCCUUUUCCAUGGUGAGAAUCAAUGGAUGUUCAGUCCUGUGACCUCAGAGAUCCAUAGACUUGUACUGACCAGCUUCUUGGAGGUCAUGAACUAUUCUUUAAGGUGCUGCUUUGUUUUUUUUUUUUAAAUUUUUUUUUUAAUAUUUAUUUAUUUAUUUUUAUUAUAUGUAAGUACACAGUAGCUAUCCUCAGAUACUCCAGAAGAGGGCAUCAGAUUUCAUUACAGAUGGUUGUGAGCCACCAUGUGGUUGCUGGGAUUUGAACUCAGGACCUUUGGAAGAGCAGUCAGCGCUCUUAACCCCUGAGCCAUCUCACCAGCCCCAAGGUGCUGCUUUGUUAAAUAAACAGUGUGACAAGGAACUUCUGUACCAGGAGGUAUGGCUUCUCCUCUCUGUCUAGUUUGAAUUUUUAUCAGUUAGGUUAAGGACACUGAUCGAGUUUGUUCAGGAGAGCUACUAUGAUGUCAGAAAUAGGGUUCCUGUCUAAACAGAUUGGGAUCAGGGACCAGUGACAACUUGGUAAAAUUCAAAGCUAAAGAAGCUAAAAGCUCUUGGGAGAGCCCUUGCCCGGCAUGUGCAAGGCCCAGGGGCACCCCCGUUCUUACAGGUUUUGGUCCAAGGGGUCCUGACUAAUCAGCCUGAGCCCCUCGGUGUGCUCCACCACCCCCGGUGGUAGAGCCCCUCGGUGUGCUCCACCACCCCCGGUGGUAGGCUGUCCUUUGGAGAGCGUUGAGGAUCCGGGACAGAUGUAGACAAGGAGUCCAAACCCAGUAAGAAAUGUGCUCCAUGAAGUCACCUGAAGUAAGGCUUGCCCUGCAUCAGAGUUUCUUCCUGUAGACAGAAAGCAGAAGCUGGACGGCCACUUGGUGGGGAUGUUGUAGAAGCAAUCUUUGCAGCAUGUCUGAGUUACAAGACAAACCAAAGUGAUGUUUUUGGUUUUUUUUCGCCCCCACUUUUCAUAGGGCCUCCUGAAUCAUCCCAACAGACCUCUAAGGUCUGUGUAAUAAGGUGGCGUGUAAUUCUGAUAAAACCUCCCAUCCCUACAAACGCAAACAAAGUGGUCACAAUCUUGGAAUGCUGAUGAGUGAAGUUAAAUUAUACCAGAACAGCCAUGAAGUGUGGAGCUCAGGAAUGCUGGGCUCUAAACCUUUGGGAAGUGGUUUACUACAGUGGUCAAAAGCUCAUUUAAAAAACCUUUUUACAUUAGUGUGUGUGUGUGUGUGUGUGUGUGUGCGCGCACGCAUGCGCGCACACAUGUGCACCAGGGGGAGUCAGGAGUUACAUUACACACACGUGGAGUUCAGAGGACAACUUGUGGGUUAGUUCUCUCCUACCAUAUGGAUCCUAGGGUUCAAACACAGAUAUCAGGCUUGGUGACAAGGGCCUUUCCUCCCUGAGCCUUUUGCCGGCCCACAGACAAGGCGUUUGAAUCCUCUCGUCAGUGCAGUUCACUAAUGGCUCCUCAUCGUCCCUAAAGGGAUGCUGUCUACUCCCAACCUCAUCAAGAGAGCAGCCAUAUGGAGAGCAAACAUCCUUCCAACCCUCCUCUGUCGAUCAAAAAGGACUGAGUAUCUGAACCUGUGCAUACUGUUGGCUGGUGAACUGCUUGCUAGCAAGGGGCAAGGAGCUACGUGGACCCCAUGUUAGAUUAGGGAACAUGAAGACUGGGCUAAAGGCCAAGGUCAGAGGAAAUUCAGUUCUCACUGGAAGGACAAAGCCAACAGACUUCUGAGCAUGUCUUGGUUUCAAGUGGGAGGGGCCAGCCCACAGGACCAGAGGCCCUUGGGAACAGAGCCCAGUCUGCCCUUAUUGGUUAAGACUAAGUGAACUGUUCUUGGAAGGACUCCAUUUAGAAAAUAGGUAAUUUUUAGGACCAAUGAAAAUAGUACUUGCCCAAACAGGUAUUAAACACAGGGAACUAACUUAUUAUCCUUAACGACAGCGUGGGCCGUAUACUUAAAUAGGAAGGUGGAUAUUUGUAUAAAGGAAAGGGCAGCCGCAUCUAAAUAACACAAUAAUGUCUCUCAGCUUAGAAACCUCUAGUGGUUUGAGAGUCCUCUUAGGCAGAACACCUUCCUGUAGAUUGAAGUGUUCUGUAAUAAUGACACAUUAUGAGUCUCCUGGAAGCGGCACACUUGUGACUCAAUGAACUGAUGCAAAUUGAACAUGAGCAAAAAGACCAUAUAACUUUUAUAGGUGGGGAAAUUAGAUGUCUUAUUUUUCUAAUUUAAUAUUAUGGCUCGAACAUUAUCCAGGAAGGAUUGAUCAGACAAUGGCUCAUUGAUCUCCGGGUUUAAUCCAAGGGUGGAAGGGGGACGUUGAGUUAGUUUUCUUCUCUGUCAUAUUGCAGGACAGAGUUGCAAGCAGCAGGUCCAGGCUAUUGCGAAAAAACAAGCUCUAGAAAAGUCUCAGCAAACUGCACACAGCGCUGCAAUUUUGCUGGAUACAUUAAGUAAUGGGAUACAUUAGGGUCUUGUAGGGUUUGCUUUAAAUUCAGCUCUGUAGUGUGUGUGCGCGCGCGCAUGUGUAUAUACUUAUAUGUGUAUAUGUGCACAUAUACUUGUGUAUGUGUGUGCAUGUAGGUAUGUGUGUGCAUGCACAUGCGCACAUCUGUGUACAUGUAUAUGUGUACAUGUGCACACAUGCUUGUGUGUGUGCAUGUAUGUAUAUGUGUGUGUGUAUGUGAGAGAUGUGACAGUUAACAGAACGACAGUGUGGCAGAAAGCAUUAAACUAAAUCCCUAUAAGUAGCAGUUGGCAAAGUCACAAGGCAGGCAAAGCUUCUGGCUUGGUUUGUCAUCUUGCCUCUGUCCUCUGCCUGUGCCCAGUCCCUAAUGUGCUACAGAUCAUUUUAUCGUUCACAUAUCCACUUAAGUGUUAGAUUACUUAAUGCUAUCUUCUAAGGAUAUCUAUGCAGUGCUUAAUCUAAGGUGUUUGCAUUCAGUCAAAGAAUCUCUUUAACAUAGAUUUGAUCUUGGUAAGGCUGAACAAAGCUAAUUUUAUAAUGGAGAAAUGUCACGUUCUUCUGCAAUCCCCGCUUAACCACUGUCUUAGUCAGGGUUUCUAUUCCUGCACAAACAUCAUGACCAAGAAGUAAGUUGGGGAGGAAAGGGUUUAUUCGGCUUACACUUCCACAUUGCUGUUCAUCACCAAGGAAGCCAGGACUGGAACUCAAGCAGGUCAGGAAGCAGGAGCUGAUGCAGAGGCCAUGGAGGGAUGUUCUUUACUGGCUUGCUUCCCCUGGCUUGCUCAGCCUGCUCUCUUAUAGAAACCAAGACUACCAGCCCAGAGAUGGUCCCACCCACAAGGGGCCUUUCCCCCUUGGUCACUAAUUGAGAAAAUGCCUUACAGUUGGAUCUCAUGGAGGCAUUUCCUCAACUGAAGCUCCUUUCUCUGUGAUAACUCCAGCUGUGUCAAGUUGACGCAAAACUAGCCAGUACAACCACACUGCAUCCCCAUGGCAGCUUAGAAGAGCAAAAAAGGCCCAGGUGAGGUUUCUCUUCCUGAACAUGUUAGUGAUGAGAAAUCUGUAGCUGAGAAGCUGAUGGUUGCUGUCAUGUGUUAACUGUCCACCACAGGCCUUACACACAGGGGAAUCUCACAGAUGGGGGGGGGGAGAUACACAGCUGUAAUUCCACACUUGGGAGAGAGAGGUAGAAGGUCAGGAGUUCAAGGUCAUACUCAGUAAUAUAGUAAAUUCAACGACAGCCUACAUUACAUGAGACCUUGUUUCAGAAAUACGGGGAAAGAAUGACAUGUGAUUUCUGCAGUGGAGACAUGGCAUUUCUCUUUUGAAUAAACUAAGGCAUGCAGUCAGUGACACAUUUGGCAAGGCACAUGCAGUGCUUAAUCUCCUGAUCCUGGCUGACAGCAAAGACACACAUUUUCCUUAUUUGCACUCCUUGUCCAGGCCACGGGGAAGACACUGCUGCUAGGAGCCAAUCCCUUUGACUGCAUGAGCUUAGAUAUUAACAGCCUCUGAGCAGCUCCGAAGUGUGGGUUCUAAGGCUCUUUGAAUCGGGCUUCUCUUUGGUAGGCAAAGGGUGGUCCUUGAUUGAUGGCAUAUGCCUAAAGGAUAAGGCCGAAGACCUAAGAGAUUUCUCCUCCCCACUUUAUAGAAGGUUAGUGAAGCCAUAGCUUCUAGGAUCAGAACUGCUUUAUAGCUUUCCCUCAUUCUCAGACACUCUGGUAACAUCACACAUGUUAGAAAAUCAGCAUCGCGCAUGCAUUGCACAUGCGUCGUGCAUGCGUCUCUAUGAGCUGGAGCUGCCCUGGUAAUCUAUACAGACUGGGGGUUGAACAGCAGAGACAUACUCUAGAGACAGGCUAGAGUCGAACAUCCAAGUACCGACAGGAUUGGUCUCUCCAGAGGCGUCUCUCCUUAGCUUAUGGAUUGAUUACCUUCUUGUUGGGUCCUCACCCUAGUCUGCUCUCCUCAUAAGGAAGACAGACAGAUUGGAUUAGGGUUCACUCUAAUAACCCUAUUUAAACUUACUCAUCGUGUGUGUGUGUGUGUGUGUGUGUGUGUGUGAUGUGCAUGUUGGGGGUAUGUAUGUCUAUGUGCCGUUAUGUGCAUGUUCCUAUGGAAGUCAGAGGUUCACAUUGAGUGUGUUCCUCUCUGGCUCUCUUCACUUUAUUUCUUGAGACAAGGUUUCUCACUGAACCUAAGUCACGGAUUUGGCUAAACUUGGCAGCAAGUCCCAGAUGUCCUCCUCUCUCUGUCCUCCCCACACUCCCUGGCACUAGUGUUAUAGCUGUUAACUUUCAUGUGUAGUCUUUAGAUGUAUGUUGGGUGUCCACUCAUGCUUGCCCAGCAGCUCGUGCCUUGAGCACGUUAAGCUGCCUCCCUAGUCCUUAUUCACCUCUUUAACUUAUGUGGUGGUCUGAAUAUGCUCGACCCAUAGGGAGUGGUACUGUUAGGAGGUGUGGCCUUGGUGGAGGAAGAGUGUCAUUGUGGGGGUGGGCAUUGGAGGCCUCCUAUACUCAGGCUCCACCCAUUGUAGAAGACAGCUUCCUCUUAGAUGCCUGAGGAUGCCAGCCUCUCCUGGUUGCCUUUGAAUUAGGAUGCAGAACUCUCAGCUCCUUCUCCAGCACCAUGUCUACCUGCACGAUGCCAUGCUUCCUGCUAUGAUGAUAUUGGACUAAACCUCUGAGACUCUAAGCCAGCCCCAAUUAAAUGUUUGUCUUUAUAAGAGUUACUUUGGUCAUGGUGUCUCUUCAUAGCAAUGGAAACCCUAAUGAAGACAAUCUAUCUAUAAACAGUGUCAGACCCUGAGAGAGAGACUGGGUGUUAGAGGUCGGCAUGUGCAUUUGGGAGCAUGAUGGUUAAGCCUCAUCGUCACCCAGGCAGGAUUUAGUGUCACCUAGAGAAAAAUCCUCUAGAUGGAUCUGUGAGGAUGUUUCCAGAGAGUUUUAAGCGAGGACCCAUCCUGGACGUGAGCAGAGCUGUUGCAUGGAGUGAAGUCCUGGGCUGAGAAAAAACAAAAGUAGACAAAGGUGAGAGUGAACAGACAGCAGCAUUCACCUCUCUGUGCUUGGUGACUGCAGGUGUGCUGUGACCAACUGCAUCAACUGCUUCAAGCCCUGGCUGCCACAUACUCCUCAGAGUGAUGGGUGGUUCCUUCACACUGUGAGCUACAAUAAACUCUUCUUACCUUAA